This is a messenger RNA of Triticum aestivum (bread wheat), 1143 nucleotides long. RefSeq lists its product as uncharacterized. Lineage: Eukaryota; Viridiplantae; Streptophyta; Magnoliopsida; Poales; Poaceae. The transcript has 4 exons. The record is from RefSeq and is a predicted model, not a curated record. The coding region runs from base 405 to 920 and encodes 171 amino acids.
GCCCGAUUCUACCCGACGCCCCGACGCCGCCCGACGCCGGCGUUACUCCUCCAGAAUACUGGUGUUCUCCCCGGUGUGUUUUGUACGGAGGGAAAUUUGAGGAAUGUGUGGCUGGAGGGGGAUUUGAGGUUUCAAGGGAAUUGGAUGGAAGAGGGGGAUUCACCAAAUCCCCUGAAUCCUCUCCUUCCAAAACCUCCACAAUCCCUUGCUGUCAAACAAGGCCUGAAGCGCCGGCGAAACACGACCGCCGCCGGGGCCGUGGGGAAUCAGGCGAGCGGCGCAGCCUCCGUCGACAGGUGGUCCUGGGAGCGCGCGGACGGCGAAGGACGCGCACCUCCCGUAAGACUGCUCCACUUCCCUGGCCCCGUCGUCCCGUCUAAGUCGCCGGCGGCGUGGACACAGCGAUGCUGCGGACGGUGCUGCGCCGGGGAGGGGCGGCCAUGAGGCAGGCCGCGCUGGCCGAGGGAUCUACGGGGAACCUUCUACGGCUGAGCGUGGCGGAGCGGGAGCGCUCUCGGCGGCGUCGGCGCGACCCGGGGCGCGACGAGUUCUUCGUGCCGACGCCGGAGUCGCUUAAAUGGCUCGACUCCGUCACCCUGCCCAUGAUCCUCACCGCCGCCGCCGUCGCCCUCUUCACCAAGCUCCUCAUGAUGGAACAUGAAGACACAGACCAAGAAAGGAGAGAACGCAAGAUAAAGAAUAGUCACCCUGAGCAAGGAACAGUAAGGAUGCUUUCACGUGAAGAGUGGGAUGAAAUCCAAGAAGUCAGGCCAAGGACCCCUUUUGAAUCAAAGUUAGCUCGUCCACAUGCCCGCUUAAGAACUGGGGAAAGAGUGCGGCUGGAGGAUGCCAAGGAUUGGGCUGUUGAUGUGCUCACUGAUGCUUUUACUAGAGCGGAAGAGAGUGCUAAGCGGAAAUGAUUCGGAAGAAAGGCACAGCAGCCAACACAUCCAGUUUGAAGUUUUUCUUUAGAGGAAACACUUUGGGGGUUUUCUUGAAUGCGCAUUUCAUGGUUUCUUUUGAAGUUUGAAUUGCCGACUCGUAAAUGCUAACUUGCGCGGUGAACUAUGUAGCCGCAUAGAAUAAAUUUUCCUUGCUACUGUAUAUAUAUACACUCCUACAUACGGUUCCUUGCUAUGCUCA